UAUAUUGCAAUUAAGAUCAAAAUUUUCUUAUCACUCAGAUAAUUAUGGGGUCACAAACUCAGCCAGCUAAGGUUCCUAUUGUAGAUUUAUCAAAAGAGAACUUGAAGCCUGGUACAGAUGCAUGGCUCUCGGCAAGCAAGGAAAUCAAGUAUGCUCUUGAAGAGUAUGGCUGCUUUGAAGCUAUUUACAGUAAAGUUCCUUUGGAACUUCACAACUCAACAUUUUCUGUGCUGGAAGAACUUUUCAAUCUUCCCUUGGAAACUAAAAUGCAGAAGACGAGUGACAGGCCUUAUCACAGCUAUUUCGGACAAUAUUCCUUCCUUCCUCUCUACGAAUCCUUGGGUGUCGAUAACCCGACGACAUCAGAAGAAGUUCAACGAUUCACAAGUAUCAUGUGGCCUGAAGGAAAUGACAAGUUCCGGGAUAGUGCUCAUUCCUACUCACAGAUAGUGGCAGAAUUGGAUGAAAUUGUGACAAAAAUGGUGUUUGAGAAUUAUGGUGUGGAGAGGUUCUAUGAGUCUCACAAGGCAUCUACAACUUACCUGCUUAGAUGCUUCUACUAUAGAGAACCUCAACCGAAUGAGACUGAUAUGGGAUUGCAUCCUCACACAGAUAAGACCUUCGUAUCCAUACUUCAUCAAUUUGAGAUUAAUGGCUUGCAGAUAAAAACAAAGGACGCACGAUGGAUUGAUGUUGAACCUUCACAUUCAUCUUUCCUAGUCAUGGCAGGCGACGCAUUCAAGGCAUGGAGUAACGACAGGGUACACUCUUGUGAGCACCAAGUAAUCAUGAAAGAAAAGAAAACCAGAUACUCCAUGGGUUUAUUCGCAUUCAAUAAUGGGAUUCUGCAAGUACCUGAAGAGUUAGUCGAUGAGAAACACCCCUUAAUGUACAAGCCUUUCGAUCAUAUGGGUUUCCUUCUUUAUAACAAGACUCCAGAAGGAAUGAAAUCUAAGUGUCCUAUCAAAGACUACUGUGGUGUCUGAGAUCUAUAUCGAUCUAAAAGGAGCGUGGUCGCUUGAAAUAUGGAUUAUAUUAAUUACCUGUUGUCUUUCUGGUGUGUGCAAUUUUAUUUUCAAUUAAGGUUGUUGGUCUAUAUCAUAUUACAUUU
Messenger RNA from Argentina anserina (silverweed cinquefoil), 1111 nucleotides. Its product is annotated as probable 2-oxoglutarate-dependent dioxygenase AOP1. Gene Ontology annotation, molecular function: 2-oxoglutarate-dependent dioxygenase activity. The coding region runs from base 45 to 986 and encodes 313 amino acids. The transcript is spliced from 3 exons. NCBI's taxonomy places the organism in Eukaryota, Viridiplantae, Streptophyta, Magnoliopsida, Rosales, Rosaceae. The record is from RefSeq and is a predicted model, not a curated record.